AUGGCUCGCUUCUUACGCCUCCGUGGCGGGGCAAACCGUGGCCCAAUAGUGCUUACGCUGGACGAGGUUGAGUUUUUGAUUGAUUGUCUGCCACCGCCACCGGAAGCAAGCGCGUUACGCGGACGCCUGAACGCGCUCCUGGGCGCACUUCGCAGUGGACAGCCGGUACCGGCGGAGGUCGCAGGAGAGCGUCCUUCCUCAAGGAGCCCUUCGGUGGAUCACGAAGUUCGCGGCAGUCGCUAUCGCUCACCAGCACUCACAGUUGAUGCGGCAGUGCUUCGUGGACCGCGGGAGGCACUCGAGAUCCUGCUUGUGACGCGUGCUCGAGAACCUUUCAAGGGUAAGCUCGCGUUCCCUGGUGGUUUCGUCGAGUACAACGAGGAUCCUCAGGACGCUGUGGUUCGCGAGUUGGCCGAGGAAUGUGGUAUUCAGGCCAAGAACCCGCAGCUCGUGGCGGUGCGAGGACACCCCUCCAGGGAUCCGCGGCAGCAUGUCGUAACUGUAUGUUACAAACUGGAUAUUGAAGGACAGCAUGAGCCUCGCGCAGGCGACGAUGCCGCCAACGCCGGCUGGUACGCCGUCGAGACGCUCUUGAAGAGCCACGAGGGCCGUGCUCGCCUUGCGUUUGAUCACGCGGAUCUGUUAGCGCAACUGGCAGCGUGGCUUGACCAGCGACACCGACGCUGA
Cyanidioschyzon merolae strain 10D is the source of this 687-nucleotide messenger RNA. RefSeq names its product similar to mutator MutT protein. Gene Ontology annotation, molecular function: hydrolase activity. Bases 1 to 687 code for a protein of 228 amino acids. The record is from RefSeq and is a predicted model, not a curated record. NCBI's taxonomy places the organism in Eukaryota, Rhodophyta, Bangiophyceae, Cyanidiales, Cyanidiaceae. The transcript has a single exon.